Molecule: messenger RNA, 14010 nt
Organism: Hypanus sabinus (Atlantic stingray)
Lineage: Eukaryota; Metazoa; Chordata; Chondrichthyes; Myliobatiformes; Dasyatidae
Gene: foxk1
Product: forkhead box K1
Exons: 9
Coding region: 144-2630 (828 amino acids)
Biological process (GO): regulation of transcription by RNA polymerase II
Molecular function (GO): RNA polymerase II cis-regulatory region sequence-specific DNA binding; DNA-binding transcription factor activity, RNA polymerase II-specific; protein binding
Source: RefSeq, a predicted model, not a curated record
UCCAACAGAUACAAUUUCUUGGGUCUCCAUGUCAAACAGAGAUCCCACUUGUUUGCUCAGGUGAGCAACUGAGGGCCCGUGGCACUACUUAGGACAGAAACAUGAGACUAUUCCUGGUGCUAUGAACAUUACUAAAAAGCAAAAUGUCAGAUCACGUUCACAUUGCCUUUGUGAGGUUUGCAAACAGAUUACUCCAUUUCCUGUAUCAUAACAACACACUUAAAAAGUAUUUAGAAUUUAAGAGAUUCUACAGAUUCUGUAAUAACACAUACAAAAUCAUUGCUUCAGGUUCUCAGGCAGGUCAGAACUUCCCAUACAUGCUGCCUGAUCUGCUGUGUUUCUCCAGCAUUUUGUAUCUGUUACUCAAAAAAAAUUAUUUUAUUAUCUUUACAAGGCUUUGGAACAUCUGUGCUUUGUUGCACGGUUGUUCGGGUUUCUGUUUCUUGCACUGGAAGGGACUCCAGUCCGUGUUUUCUCUCCGGCCCGCCCCCCUCCUCCCGGCGUGUUAUGACUCCUCUCUAACUGGAGACACACGGCGCUCAGCAAGCCGCCGAUCCGAGGCUGUGCCCGGUGGCCUUCAUUCACAGACUCCCUCGGACCGAACCCGGCGCCUGCGGCUAUCCUUCACCCCACCCUGCGACAUGCAGGCAGUCUUGUUGCCCUCUGACAGCGAAGGCGACGACACCGGCGCCCGAGCGCUGCUGGCUCUCAAAUCGGCUCCUUGCAGCCCGAGCCGGCUAAGCGGUCAACUCAAGGCCGGCGUCGUGUGCUGGGAGCUGGGCCUUGACCCGCAGGCCCCGCCCGACGCCGCUAUCGCCAAACUCGAGGGCCGUGAUUUUGAGUAUCUGAUGCGGCAGCAGUCAGUGACCAUCGGCCGCAACUCUAGCCAGGGUCCCGUGGACGUGAAUAUGGGCCACUCGAGCUUUAUCUCCCGCCGCCACCUGCAGAUCACCUUCCAGGAGCCGCACUUUUAUCUGAAGUGUCUCGGCAAGAACGGUGUCUUCGUGGACGGUGCAUUCCAGAGGAGAGGGGCGCCGCCGUUAUUGUUGCCCCGACAGUGUAUGUUUCGCUUCCCCAGCACUGUGAUAAAGAUUACUUUUACAUCGCUUUAUAGCAAAGAAGAGGUCAAAGAAGAACAGCCUGUAUCUCCUAUCCGUCCGUUCUGCCCACAGAUCUCACCACUCAAGAUUAACAUUCCUGAUCCAAACAUUGACUUGGUCAGCCCUAUCCCAUCACCCACUGGCACCAUCAGUGUUCCCAAUUCCUGUCCUGUGAGCCCUCGCGGUGCUGGCUCCUCUGGAUACCGUUUUGGUCGCAACAUCACAAGAGACCUACAGCUAGCUGCAGCAUUUGCUGAAAAGGCAGCGUCCGAGCAGCAGGCCGAAACAUCUGGCGGAGAUAGCCCUAAGGAUGAUUCAAAGCCCCCCUACUCCUACGCACAGCUGAUUGUGCAAGCCAUAUCAUCUGCUCAAGAUAAACAAUUAACACUAAGCGGCAUCUAUGCACACAUCACAAAGCAUUACCCUUACUACAGGACAGCUGACAAAGGAUGGCAGAAUUCAAUUCGGCACAACCUUUCUUUAAAUCGGUACUUUAUCAAAGUACCACGGUCACAGGAAGAACCCGGCAAAGGGUCGUUUUGGAGAAUUGACCCAUCAUCAGAGAUAAAAUUAGUGGAGCAGGCAUUCCGAAAACGCAGGCAGAGAGGAGUCUCUUGUUUUAGGACGCCUUUUGGACCCAUCUCAUCCAGGAGUGCCCCUGCAUCUCCUAGCCAUCCAGGACUUCUUUCUCCUCAUUCAAGUGGGUUGCAGACACCUGAAUGCUUGUCUCGUGAAGGGUCGCCUGUCUCACAUGACCAUGAUUUCACAAGUUCCAAACUGGCAUCAGUGCCAGAGGUUCGUUACUCUCAAAGUGCACCAGGUUCCCCAGUUAGUGGUCAGCCCGUUAUAAUGGCAGUUCCCCCCCAGCCACCUGGUGUUGUAACAAAAUCUGUGGCCUAUAUGCCUGCUUCUCUAAUAACUUCCCAACAAUCUUCUGGACAUGCCAUUCACGUACUUCAGCAGGCUCCUACUGUAACCAUGGUGAGAGUGGUAACAACGUCAGCUAACUCCUCAAAUGGCUAUAUUCUAACCAGUCAGAGCCAUGUUGGAAGUGGACAGAUUAGACAAGAUGGUUCCAAUGACCAGAAAGGAGUCCUAGAUGACAAAUCCCUUAUGACUUUUACUAAUGUACCUUCUGGCAGUCGGGUCAUUCAGACAGUUAGCAGCCAGAUGUCACAACCUGUACCUGGACAGAUGGUCACCAUCUUGCAACAAGCACCAGCAGCUUCCAUGGGGCAGCAUCAACUUCCAGUAAAAACAGUAACUCAAAAUGGCAAACAUGCUGUUCCUGUGACAAGCCUUCAAGGAAAUACUUACACCAUUACUAAUCCACUACAGAUCCUGGCUACACAGGCGACAUCUUCCUCACCUGUAGUUGUGAGCAAGCAACUUGUCACAGAACUGCAGCAUUCAGCUUCAUCUGUAGGUGAGCCUGAGGCCAAGCGACCUAAGAUGGAAGAGUCAGCUGGAUCAGGCUCUGGUCUUGCUGUGAUCACCUCAAGUCCACAGAUACAGGGUACCAGUGAAUAAAACAAACCUGAAUCAAGAAACAGGUUACAUCGGCAAGGAUGUUCUUGGUUGUUCCACAGGAAAAAAACAGAAUUCCAAGGUGCCAAACUCAUGGGAGAGAGGGGGAAAAUAAUGAGCCUGUCUUGAACUGAAGCUCAUGUUUUAAAUGAGGAAACAAGAUAACUGAUUGUAGGAUUAAGAGUGGCUGAGAUGGAGAGUACAUCCAUUUCCAUAAUUCUGGCUUUGUUGUUACUUUACAAGCCUUAAUUUGAAAGAAAAUGUUCUGCAGAAUUAGUGGGAGGGAAGCAGAUGACUUGAGUUCCUCAGUACAGCAGUGGGAUAUUGCCAAGCACAUAACUUGGUGAUACGGAAAUAGGACUCUGUAAUUGUGCUGACAUAAGUACAUAAUUACUACAAACCUUAUGAGUACUGCUGAAUUGCCAUUUACAUGUGCACGUGGUCUUUCCAAAAAAAUUGAAGUCGAACAUUGCAGCGCCAGGUUAUUGUGAAGACAUUUUGUGCUCUCACCUGGUGCCACAAAGUUCAGCUUGUUUGUUCUGCUUGCAUUGCACUUUGCAAAACUGCAUCCUUGGUGUGGCUCACUUGGUGAAGACCACAACCAUUCUAACCAAGAAACUAGUUGUUUGGGGGAACAGAUGCGGUGGUUCUCUUUGACUGAAAUUUAUCUUUAAGUGGGUAACUCCUACUAUUGUUAAAGCCUACAAUUUUGAAGGGCAGGGUAUCAGGUGAUCCUGGUUCCUUACACUUCAUGUCAUUAACACAAAGAUAAUUAUCUCCUCUUGAGUUGUCAAACCACAUUAUUACCCCACAGUGAAGUUAUCUUAAGUGCUCGUUUGCCCAAAACUCUGAAAUAGAAACUUGCUUCAUAAAUUACUUUCUCAAACUUGCAAUGGUGUGUGAAAAUAUUUCAAACUAUAUAGUGCCCCACUAAUGACUAGCAAAGCAAAAUCUUAAUUGUUGAAGUAAUUUAGUGAGUUGUAAAAUCGGUGCUGUAAUUGGGAUCAUUGAGAAUGGGCAUUUAAUCAGCCAUGGACAUCUGAAUAUUUUAAUGAAGUUAGCAACAUCUGCUGAAACUGACAAGAUAUGUAGGAGUGAUUGGGUUUUUUAAAAUGUCACAUCAAAUUAUAGCAGAUAGAUUCAAGCUAUUUAUAUUGUUCAGUUAAUUUUGGAUUUAUUCCCUGUAUUAAAUCUAAUGAACCACCUGUAAUUGAUCCAGAUUGUUUAUGGAAUUGGCCUCUUAAUUGCAUCAUUGUGUGUAAAACAAACAAAAUUAUUACUCUACUCUGUAAAAAUAAGACGUGCAAAUACCUUAAGAUAUGAAAUUGGUGCAACAAAUUAAUUUGGGCCUAAUUGAUCACAGUAUAGUCUGCUUUUUGAGAAUAUUAUUUGUGUACCAUAUCAGAAACAUUAAUGGUGUGGCAUAACUUGUACAAGAUUAUCAAUUGGCCUAAGCUAGUGAAUUGUAUUUUCCUACUAAAUUUCUAAUAUACUCUUUUCUAAAGGUUGCAUUUCAAAAAAGAAAUCGAUUUUGUUUUUUACUUUAUGCAUCACAACCAGUAUGUAUUUUGUGCUGCUUCUUGACCACAUCUAGGGCAAAUUUGUAGGUAUUAGCAAUAUUGCCUGGAAAAGAAUAAUAAGUGUAAGUACUGUAUAUAUACUUUGAGAUGUCCAAGACUUAUGCGGUAACAAGGCUUAAAUAAUAAUUCAUUCUUUGGGCAGACUGGAGUAACAUUGAGAUUAGUGGAGAUAUGUACCCUACCAUCCCUUUAUGAAACUGCAUAAACAAAGGCGUGAAGCUACAUUUUAUAUAUUAAAAAAUAAGUUUUCUAAAAAUUUUAUAAACUAGUCUUUUGUCAAUUUUGAAGAAUAAUCUAAAACCAAAUUGGCUUGGCUUUCAUCUUCUUCAUUAGGCAGUCAAUCUGGCAUCAAGGUUGACUUAGUUCUACUCUGGUUUUGUGGGUUUUGAGAUGGCUAAUGAGGUCAAUGAGAGAACCACAGAUUUGUUCUACAAAUAGGGCAUAAUGUGCAUAUGGGGUGGACAGGUAUGUAGUUGCGAGACGGUAUAUGUCUUUCUGAUCUUUUGCAGUACAUUUGUGUUCAUCCAAUUUAUGGUUUAUGGUUCUUGGAGCCAUCCUAACAGUUUCUGCACUUUGAGUGAUCGUGAGCUUGGGAUUUCUUCGUGGGGAUUUAUUUCUUCAAGGAGGCUUUUUUCCCCUGUCUUUGUGUGAUAAUCACUUCUCAUCUGCUCCAUUAAUAAAGGACAUGAAAGCAUGUAAACAAAUUUGAUAGCACUUUACAUGCUCACAAUUAAAGUGAUUAACUUUGGCCAGAAGCUUGUAUAAUGAGAAAAAAAUGUGGGGUUUAUGCAAAGAGUGGCAUUGCAGGGCCUCUGUGGUGUUGCAGUAUUUUAACAGCGCAUUAUGGUGGAUACAGUGGAACUCCUUUACACAAAGUGUAUUACCUCGUUUCAGAAAUGACCCUUAAGAAUUGAGAACCUCUUGUGGAUUUGUGAACAGAUGUACAUAGAGGUUUGCCUUGCCUUGUUUUAAUAGUUUUCCUCUGUAAAUAUGAUCUGAUGAAUUUGAAAUGAAUACUGGACCUUUAUGCAAGGAAUUUUCCUCUUUCAAUCUGAAAACUCUUCAUCCCCACAGUUGGAGAUGUGAAAAAUAUAAGUGAAGUUUGUAUUCUUCCAAGCCUUUGUUUUCCUCAUUUGGUGUAUCCCUGGUGGUUAUAACAAGCAUUUCUAUUCUCUUGAGUUGCAAUUCCGCAGCCCCCUCUUUCAACCCUUUAAAUUCUGGAAUUCCAAUCUUAAUCUUCUGGUCCUAAUUUUAGUAAUAAUGUAAAGAUAUUUCAGAACAUUGAAUUGAAAAGAUAUGGUUAGAAAAUGGUUGGAUUUGUAUUUAAAUAUUCAAUGUGAUUUUUAUAUCUAGGAUUCCUUAAUGUCAGAAUGCAAAAUCAAAAUUGUUAAAUGGGGCAGUUAUUGCCUAUUUUUAUUUAAAACUCCUUCUGUUAUAUAGCACUGCAGAUUAAUUUUUAAAAAUUGAUAUGGGUAAUUAAAAUUAUCAGAAAGAAAAUGCCAUGUCUGCUUAAAAGGUUACAAAGCAAAGCUGUUAAGUGAAAUAUAUUUUUCGCGAUGUCUAUUUUUCGUCAUUCACAAGAAUGCAGCCCCCAUACAAUAGAAGAGCUCUGAUCUUGUUUUUUACCCAUCUUGAUGUGCAGCACUUCAAAGAUUUCACCUUCCAGUAAAUUAAUUUUCUUGCACUUGCACCCUCCUUUCCUAGAUUACCCAUUUUGACCUUUCACUUCUCACCUGCCUAUUACUUCCCCUUGGGUCCCCUUCUCCUUCCCUUUGUCCUCUGGUCCAUUCUGCUCUCCAACCCUUGAGCUUUCCCACCCACCUGGUUUCACUUACCAUUUUCCAGCUAGUCUCCUUCCCCUCUCCCCAACUUUUUUUUUAUCCGGGCAUGUUCCUCCUUUCAGUCUUGAAGAAGAGUCUUCAAUCCAAAAUAUCAACUAUUAGUAAUUUCUAUAGAUGCUGCUUGACCUGCUGAGUUUCUUCAACAUUUUGUGUGUGUUGCUUUAGAUUAUUCUUGUUAUUCUGACUCAACAUCAUGUUUAUCUCACAGUCAAUUCAAGUAAUAAUGUUUAUAUUCCAAAUUAUGUUAGGAAAAGUUAGGAAAAGUGGCCUGUUCACAUCUUCUGUGGUAAGACAAAGACUGACUACAAUUAGAUCUGAUGAAAUUGCUUUUUUUUUGGUUUUCUUAUUGCAACACUAUGCUGCUUUUAUAUUUCUAAGCCCCGCUCAUAACAUGGCGAUUAUUUCAUAUUGUUAAAUCUUAAAAUAAUCAAUGGUCUGAGCUCAACAGCACUAUUAUUGCAGAACAAUAUUACUGUUGUCAGUAAAUUAUUCCACGUUGCUUGAAAUUCAGUUCAACCAGGUCCAAUGUCUAUUUUUAAGUGUAUUUUAAAACUUGAAUAUGUGUAACUGCAGCAGGAUUUAUCUGGAAAUUUAGGUCACAAAUUUACAUUAAGUGUAAUAAAGACAUCUAAUAAUAGUGCUGCCAAGGUAAGUCCCAAAAUUCUUGAAUUGUUAAUGCACCUCAAAGAGUAGAGGGUAGAGAAGAAAAAAGAAUGACAUUUUCUGAAACUUGGCAUGUUGAAAAUAAUUUAAAAACUAUUCCAUUUUAUUAUAUGAAUUAUAAAAUCUAGGUUUGACACUUUAAUUGUUUGAAUAUAUUUGUUUGGAACAGUUUGCAGGUAAAAUGUAGGUAUCUAGUUCAGUGUUCUUUAUAGCAGUUCAUUUAAUGUGGGAUGACUCCUACAGAUUUUAGGAUGAACUGUGAAAGGAAAAGAUCAGGGUAUUGCUCCCUUCCCUUUAUGAAGAGAUUGUGUCCUAUUACAAUCAUUCAUUAAUUGGUUAUAUUUUAUACAAUAUUUAAACAUUACCUAAAAGAUAUGCACAAUAUAAGAGAAAUAGAGUUAACAAAGGUGUUGGUGCCUUUAAUGCAGAAUGGUAGGAACAUUUCUAAUUUAGAAUUCUGACAGUUGCUGUUCUUCCAGGAAGAUUAAUUUGUCUUUGCUACUAAAACCAUCAGAUAAUGCCAAAUCCCAGCCAUACAUCAGUUCCAGGAUACCUUUGUGGUGACAGUGCUACUAUCUAGACUUUUAACAUCUGGUGAGGUAUGGCAGUAAAGAUUUCCUGGGUUAAAACUCCUUGGCUCUUGGUAUGUUUGGUCCUACCAGGUUUAUUCCUGACUUGGAAGUGGGGAGUGCUGAAGUCCUUUGAAGAUGACGGGGAAGGAAUAAUUGGAGUUUAAUUUUGAAUUCUCUAAUAUUGAAUGUUAGCUAUCAAUACAAGAUUAUUCAUAUCUUUAUUACUGCAGUGCACUUCCAUGUUAUCUUUCUGAGAUUUUUGGCUUUGGUAGGGGCCUCUCUAGAUCUCAGUAUCCCUAGAACUGGACAGGUCAGCAACCACCCUUUACUCCCAUCACAUAGGUGCCCUGUGAAUUUCUUUAGUGGAGCCAGUUACAAAGAUUAUCGCCAGCUGCAUCAUCUCUUUUUUCUUGUCCUUUGUGGAUUUUUUAGGUCAUUAUGUCAAAAUGAGCUUGAAAUCUAUUAAUUGAUCUGAAUUUUAAAUGGUUGCAAAAUUCUGGCAGGUAUCAUUUAAAUAUUAACCAAAUUUUCUUCAUAUUUUUGAAAUGAAGUUUGAAAUACUGACUUUUUUUUGGAAAGUUCUGUACUCUUUGCUAUUGUAACACAUUCCAGGAACUGUGUGCAGUAGGGAGAUUGGAAAUGGACCUAUUGUGCUUUUUAUAGAGCUUGUUAAUGGUUCUCUAUUAUAACUAAACAUAGCAGAUCAUGCAAUGAUCUUGAAUUAGUAAAAAAUAUUGACAAUAGGAAGCAUAGGGAAGUAUAUGUGGUUUAUCCUAGGGCAAAGUUGCGAGCUUUGAAUAAUGAUUUUGCUCUUAGUCUUUUAUGCUUUAUCUCAUCAAGCACUGACUCAGUUUAGCAAGGGCGUUGUGUAAUACUUCAUUUUCAUACUGAUGGUUGUUAUUACCUAGUAUCUGGUGGGAUAAAAUUGCCAUAGCAUAUGUGUUUUUCAGUCAAGUACUUCGGGCAAUACAUCAUGCUUCUGUACAUUUAUGUUCACUGGUACUGAGUCUAGUCACAGUAUAUCGGCAGCAAGCACACUAGCAGAAGGCUUUAAUUCCAUUACCAUGGUAUGAAAUAUCUCAGAAUACCUUAUGUCAAGGAAAAACAAAAGCUUAAUGAGAUUGAGGGAAUUAUUGAAAUCUGUCUUUGUAAAUAUUGCGCAAGUUCUCAAAUUACAAUAAAAUUUGAUGUAAUGAGAAAGAUAGAAAAAGUGAUUUGGCAUGGUUGGACUAGCUGAAUUUCUAGACUAUUGAACAUUACUCCUAAUAAUAUCCAAGCACAUUUAUAUAUUUUUUAUUACAUAUUGUACAGUAGUGUAGUAAAUUUUCUGGUGAGCAUAAAGGGAGCUGGAAAGAUACUAGCACUCUGAACACCAAUUCCAGCCAUAAAACUACCCAAGUUCCUGAUCACUAGCAUUCAAGAUCUUGGCCCUGGCCAUGCUGUUGAUCCUGGGCUCUGGCCAAUCAGAGUGCUGCAUUUUGCACUGCCGGUUGAUGACUAAUUAGUCAGCCAGACCCUGGAGUAUCAGUAUUUCUAAACAAGUGAAUGCUGAGUUUGUAUCAAGUAGGAGAGAGAAAUGGUACUUUUCCCCUCAUCCUGACACCUAGGCACAUUUACUUUUUAGAGGAGAAAUCUGGAAAUGAAGACACAAGCUGUAUUAACAAGUAUGGUGGAUAUCUCCACAAACUUGGUUCUUCAAGUUUUGUUGGAGAAUAGCUCUUCAAAUUAGUUUGAAAAGCAAAACAAAAUAUUGAAAAUUGGAACAGCAGCUACAUUUAGUUGCAUUGGAAUGAGCGCGUUUGUAAACCAUGUUCAAACCUGAUAAAAGCAAUUUCUUUCUGUAGGAAUAUUCUAACAAUUUUUAAAUAAUUUUGAAUAUUAAUCAUUAAUGAAAGCUUUAUGUGUGUGUAUGUGUAUAUAUAUUAUGCAUACGCACACACUAUACACACACACACACACACACACACACACACACAAAAUCCAAUGGAAUUGUGUAUUUAACACUUUACCCCUUUUAACAGUUGUUGGAUGGGGGUUUUUCUGAAAUGAUGUCUUGCAGAGCAAAAUACUUGGCUUGUCAGAAAGACAAUUUUUUAAAGAGAUUCAACACAUUAACAGGCCCUUCCGGCCCAGUGGACCCAUGCCACCCAAUUAUGUCCAUUAAAUUGACCAUUUCAUCAAGCCUUUCAAUGAAAUGAGAAAGUAACAUUCUCAGUCGAGACUAUUUGCUUUAUUAUGCAUAUAUGAGGCAAAAAGCAAAAAUAAAGUCGAUAAUAUUUGAACUUUUUCUACAUUUGAUGUUUAAAUUAAUAGUGUAGGUUUAAAUUUUGGUAUGAACUCAACAAUCAAAAUGGCAUUUGUGCAAAAUAACUUGUGCUGAUUCUUUGAUUUAAUGUAACAUAAUUUUUGGAUCAUGUCAUUUAAUUGUAGCACAUAAAUACUAAUUUUUCAAAAAUGCUAGGUAACAGAGAUUGCUAUCCAAAGGAGUCCUGAAGCAGCCUACACCAAAUUGGUUAAAAAUUACCUGCUGGACAGUUAUUGUUAUAUGGUCACUUAAUAGGUUAAUUAAAUAUGUUUUCAUCUAAACUAUUUUGCUCACUGUGUGGGUCACCAUGGAGCAUUUAAUAUUGUACCGUAAAUGUGGAUUGUGUAUAUAUAAAAAAAACUUUGAAGAAUCUUUGAUAGUAUUUUUCUUUAAAAAAUCCAAAAUUAAGGUGUUUUCAUUUCAUUUCUAAAGGACAGUAAUAUAACGUAACUGUUUCACUUUAUAAUAUAUAGUUAUUCAUUGGUCUGUAAAAUGGAUGCGUAACUCCAAAAAUGCACCUUUUCCAUGACAGUCAAAAACAUUAUUCUCACAACUUUAAUACACAUUUUCCCCAUAGAUAUUAAAAGCAGAAACUUGUAUAAAAAUACUUUAAAGGGAAGCGCAACAACUUAUGAUGCAAAACCUGUUAAAUCUGAUCGUUUUUUAAAUGGCCCUAGGGGCAUGGAAUAUCUUUUUUCCAAUCACUGCUGCAAAAUCUGGUUACAUAAUUGGAUUAGAUUUGAAUAAGUUAAGGUAAAAAAAAGGUAACUGAGUCCUUUUUUGAUUGCUCGCGAUUCUGCUGAUUGCAUUACAGCUACUUUUACUUUUAAUACAUUUCUAAUUAGCUACAUGGAUUUUUAAAACAAUACAAGUUAUAGACAAAGAUGGACAGUUUUGAAGGUCGGACACCUCAGUUGAGUAUUCAGGUGAAGUUUAUUGUCACUGCCUAUACGUUUGUGGGAUUGAAUGUAAAGAAAUAUUUACAAUUUCAGGAGAGAUUCAAAUUGCAUUAAUUUUGUUGUAACUGACUGCUACUUCAGAGGAUCUUUUUAGUAAGUUGCCACAUGACAUUGUGGUAGAAAUUGUAGAUGUUAUGAACCAAUGAAGAUGAAUAUGAUCCUAGAUGUAGGUAUACUGUGUGUAUAAAUAAAUAAACAAACAAACAAACAGAUAAGUAAAAUAAAAAUGAAUAUUUUGACAUAGGACAAGAUACUUCUCCUCCUCCCCCCUGCUCCACAACUCCUGAUACUCCAUCCCACCACCACUCAUGCUAACUUGUAUUCAAAUCCAUUCUCAAUCUUUUUUUUUCAAAAUUCAAAUUGUUUGUUUGAGCUCAUGGAACUUAAUUUGAAAACAUCCUGAAGACUAAAACGGAGAACUAAUUAUUUUCUUCACAUGAUUUGUGUCUGUUUGUGACCCACAUCUGUUAUAUGUAUUCAAGCACGCACUUCAUUACACAAAAAAAGUUCUUUGGGUUGUGGUUUAAGUUGUAAAGAAAAACAAUGGCAUCAUGCAGAAUCACCCAUGUGCAUUACUACUUCAUCUUGUGUACACUACUCCUGUACCAACAAAUAACCACAUGCACUAUCUACCUCCCAAAUAAAAAUUUCUCACCUAGUACCUUAGUCUUUCACCUGCCAAGGAGGCAGUUGAGUGAACUACUCUGCGGUUAUGCAUCAACAGGUUUCACCUCCCUAAUGCUUUCUAAUAACAAGUAAAUUCAGGCAGAGUAGACCUUCUCAUGGCUUAAGCUUGGAUUAAGAAUUGUGACUUCUUGCUUUGGUUUUUUGCCGCAAUUCCUUCCUGAAAAUUAUUGCUGUAUUUGUCUGGUUUUCUUGGUUGUCUUUAGAAUCCCCUGGUAGUUUAUUCUUCCCUCCUUACAUCUCCACAUUAUCCAAAUAGUAACAACGCAUCUCAUGUUAUUUAAAGACAGCAGUGAGUGAUCGGUUGAAAGCUAAUGGUAAAGCUCAAUCAGAAUGAAAAAGGCAAAAUGCAUCUUGGAAAUGUGCAAUACUUAAAACAUUUAGGAGGUAGAAAAAGAAAUACUCAUUCGGAUAUAACUGUUGUAGCUUUCUUACCAAAAAUGCCUAACCAUGAUGAAUUGUUUCUAUUUAGAAGCUGAUAUGAAGAAUGGUAAUUAAAAUAGUAUACAAAAUGCUGGAAAUGCAGUAUCAUUUACAGUUUCAUUAUUGAUUUCCAGCAUCUGCAGAAUUUUGUUUUACCGUGCUGAUUAAAAUACUUUUGCAGGUUUUAAACUGUGCUGAAGGUUAGGUUUUUAUAUAUAACAAUAUGGGAUAAGUUACAGAUAAUAACUGCAAAACAGAUUUCUUCUCAUUAACCCAGUAGAACAGUUAUGUAUUAAUCUCAUUGUAAACUACUCAAUUUACUUUAAUAAGUACUUUCCUAUCCAAUUUUCAUAUGAUGUGUUUUUCCUAACUUUAUCUCACUGAAUGUUUCAGUGGUUUCAUAUCUAAUCAGCAAGACUUUAAUGCAUUUCCUUUAUUUUCAAGCUAAGAUUCUCAAUCUUCUAAAUUGGAAUGAUGGAACAGAGCACUAUUUAUGUUUAUUCCAUUUUUGUGAUGCCACACAAAAGAAUAGUGACUGACCUGUUGAAGAUUAGGUCAGUUUCAAUAUAGUUGCUGCAAGUAGUUGAUUUAAAAGCAAGCACAACCAUGUUUGUGGCGUGCCUUUUGUCAAAACGAAUAGCUAUAGGAGAAGGAUGCUUCCAUAUACCUCCAUGUCCAGAUUAUUCAGAAUAUCAGCAUAAGUUUGAACCUAGCAUCCCAUUUUAAAUAUAACAUUUAUCAGUAUUGCAUUGUUCUGUAAUAAAAUCAAAAUCCAUUACAGUUUCUCAUUGGGCCUGUUGGAAUCCAAUUAUAAUUGCAACAUCAAGUGCUCCCAGUGACUUUAAUAGAAGAAUGAAUUCCUCAGAAUGACACUGAAUCAUCAGCAAGCCCUUUUCCAGUCAUUUAGACUAUCUGUUGUAGCAAGUGGUAACUGGAUCAGGUUCUGCUGUGAUGUUCCACAUCAUAAAAGUAACUCAACAGUGAUUGUUGUUGCAGCAUGCAUAAAGUAUGGCCACUGGAGAGUAGCCUAGUCCUGUGGAUCCAUAUCAGGAGAGGAGCAGAAAGUAAUAUCAGUAAAGCAACCUAAACGUGUUUUGAUUAUUUGGACUAAAAACAGUAAUGUAACUUUGAAUCCAGUUUUUGCAUGCUGUACAUAAUAGUCAAGGAAUUCCUCUGCAUUGUGUAAUGAUAUUACACAGCUGAAUAGAGUGAUUAAUGUCUAAAACUUUUAAAGCCUCAAAAAGAUGUAUAUGUUCUGCGGCAAUAUUUGAUGAGAGGAGGUGGAAUGUCUGAAUUUCAUACUUUGAAUAAUCAUUUUGGAUCUUGUUUCAUGCUCUGAAGUUAUUUUGAUAAUAUCCCAGUGUUUAUAACAAUGCAGUAUGUACAAAGCAGAUGCACACUCAAUGGUAGAUUUAGUUUUGAGGAAAUAACUAAGCAAUCACAAGAUAAUUGGAUUGAAGGAGCAUAAUAUCAAAUUUGUGUGAAAUUGAGAAAUUAAGUAACAAGAUUCUUUGCUGUUUUGUAAAAUUAUUGGGUUCUAGAGAUUUCUUAUUUGUUUAGGGUAUGUCCAAAGAAGAAGUUCAGAACACUGCUUCUCUUUUCCCUUCAAUUAUUGAGGAAGCAUAUUCCCAAUUAUGCAUUUAUAUCAAGGGCCUGUGCAAGAAAUUCAUGAAAUAUAUUUUAUCUUUUACAAUCUGAAUAUAUGAACUGCUUUAGAUCUUUACUGUCUUCUCUGCAGCCUCUUCUUAAAGAGAUGAGGAAUUUCAUUUUGAUGUCGGUAGCCAGUAGCACUGACUUUUUUUGUGGCACCUCAACUUGCGGCACUGUGGAAUUGAAUGCAAAAAAAAGCAUUAAUAACAGACAACAAGCACCUGCUCGUGGAUGGUCCGUGCUUAAGAGGCACUACUGAGUGUCAAAAGAUCCCACUGAGGCAGUUUGGCACUUAUUCUUCAGCAAUGGAACCAAGUUUGAAUUUAGUAUACAAUGGAUCUAUGAACAUGACAAGUAAAAACUGUUUUUAAAACAAGAAAUUUCUGUGGAUAUAUUUACAUUUUAUUCUGGAUGUAUGUUUAGUAAGGCUUAAAGAGAGAGGAGUCAUUCUGCUUUUAUUAACAGCAAUCUGAAUGUGAUUUUAAUGUAAAUGAGGGAUGUUAAUGACGGGCUAAGUUUGAAAGUUUUUUUUAUUUUAAGAAAAGGCACUGUUUUUUGUGUUUCCUAUGAUUAUUAUGUUUCUGUUUAUGGUUAUUCACAAUAUCAAAAAUGGCUGCAAGGCUGGAGGGGAAGUUCACUGAUAUUCUUCAGCAUUGGUUUUUAAUGACCAUUAAGAAUAUGUAUUAAAGAGUAAUCUUUACAUGCC